GUGUGUGUUAUAUGUAGGUACGUCGGUAUUAUUACCCAUGCGAACCAUUUUGCUCAUAAUAGUAAUAAUGAUGUUGGCCAUCAUCCUUCCCUGUAAGCGCCAUCACUCCCUCACUCCUUCUGCCUCGCCUCCGUCGCAGCGCCGAAGGAGAGCCUGAUGGCGUGGCAAGGAGGCGUGUCCUGGAGCCUCGAGUCCCUCCUCAGUCGCUGCCUCUACGCCCUCGCGCCCGUGCUCGCCGCCCUCCUGCUCAGCCAGAUCUACAGGAGGCAGCAGAAGAUAUGGCUGAUCGAGCAGCUCCCCGGACCCAAGGGGCUUCCGCUUCUGGGAAACCUCCUGCACAUGUGGGUCGACCACGAAGAACUCUUCCGGCGCCUCUGCAAGAUCUGCGAACUCGGCAACGUUGCAAGGUUCUGGGUCGGAAGCAAGCCCUACUGCAUCGUGAGCAGCGCCAGGGCGGUUGAGACAAUUCUCAGCAGUUCGAAACACAUCGACAAGAGCUGGGACUACACGCUCUUCCGCCCUUGGCUUGGAGAAGGACUGGUCACGUCCACAGGUGUCAAGUGGCACACGCGCAGGAAGAUGUUGACGCCCGCCUUCCACUUCAAGAUCCUGGAAGAUUUCGUGGACGUCUUCACAGCUCAAGCCGAAACGCUGGUUGAAAAACUGAAGACCAAGGCGGACGGACGGCCAUUCGAUAUCUACAAUGAUAUCACGCUGUGUGCUUUGGACAUUAUAUGUGAAACAGCCAUGGGGAGGAGCAUCAACGCCCAGAGAAACUCCGGCUCAGAGAUCGUGAAAGCCAUUCACAACCCCUUCGCUAGGAUGGGGACCUUGAUCCAGUUCCGGCAGUUCCGUCCGUGGCUGCAUUCCGACUUCGCUUUCCGCCUUAGCAGCUACGGCAGGGAGCAAGAGAAGUGCCUGAGGGUGAUCCACGGACUCGCCACAGACACUAUUGAGUUGAGGAGGAAGGCAAGGCAAGAGGAAAAGAGAAGGAGGAGAGAGGAAGAAGGGAGAAGAGAAGAUGAUGCCCGUGCAAAAGCAUUGCCGUCAUCUCAUCCUCCUUAUACAUGUAAUCGUCGUUGCUGCUAUUAUUAUCAAGUCGAAACUCCUCGAAAAUGUAUCUCUCCAUUUCUUCUCUUCCCUUCUUCCUCCCUUCCUCUCCAACCAAAAGGCAUCCCCGGCCAGAAGACCCGCCAAGCCUUCCUGGACCUCCUUCUGGAAUAUUCCGAGAAGGACCCAACGAUUACGGACGAGGACAUACGCGACGAAGUGAACACCUUCAUGUUCGCCGGACACGACACCACCUCCGCCGCCAUGAACUGGUUUCUGUACGCCAUGGGGAGCCACCCGGACGCACAGGAGUGCGUUUUCGAGGAGAUCGAAGCUGUGAUGCAGGGUUCCGACGGAGCGCCGUCCGCGGCCGACCUGCGGGAGAUGAAGUACCUUGAGCUGUGUCUGAAGGAAACUCUGAGGCUCUUCCCUCCGAUUCCCAUGAUCAUUAGAGAGCUGAAGGAAGAUGCCGUUAUUAGCAACUACAGCAUCCCCGCCGGCACGAGCAUCGUGAUCCACGUUUUCCGCCUCCACCACGACCCGGAGCAGUUCCCCGACCCGGAGGUGUUCGACCCGAAACGCUUCCUGCCCCAAAACUCCAUCAGGAGACACAGCUACGCCUACGUCCCCUUCAGCGCCGGCCCCAGGAACUGUAUCGGGCAAAAGUUCUCCUUCCUCGAAAUGAAGGCCAUCCUGUGCAGCAUCCUUCGCAAGUUCCGUGUGGAGAGUGUCGUCCCUCGGAAGGACCUCAAGCUUCUGGCAGAGCUGAUCCUUCUUCCCAAGGGCGGGAACCUCGUGAGACUGUUCCCCAGGGUUGAAGGAGACGACGGGCGGUGUGGAGAUAAUAAUCCAAGAAGUCAUGGUGAAAGCGCAGUCUUUGGUUUCAGUGCGACGCUUGGGGGAUCUCAGGCAGUUUCAGGGCUGGACGCUGAGGGAGCCCCACAUCUUGAGGCGCGAGUGCGAGCGAGCCAGACGACAAUGGAAGAGGGGCGCUCGUGGCUGGGCAUCGGGUCGCCCGGCCUGCCGACCUACAUCCUCCUCACCACAUGCCUGGCCGUCGUGAUGACCUGGCUUUACAAAAGACAGCAGAAGGUGUGGCUGGUGGAGCAGAUGCCCGGGCCGAAGGCUCUGCCGCUCGUCGGAAACUCACUCUUCUUCUGGGGCAGCCCAGAGGUGCUUUUCCAACAACUGUACAAGGUCACGGAGUUCGGCGACGUGGCGCGGUUCUGGCUGGGCCCGAAGCCGUACUGCAUGCUGAGCAGCGCCAGGGCGGUCGAGUCGAUCCUGAGCAGCCAGAAGCACCUGCACAAGAGCUGGGACUACUCGCUGCUUCAUCCUUGGCUCGGCGAAGGACUCAUCACGUCUGCGGGAAGGAAGUGGCACUCCCGCAGGAAGCUCCUGACGCCCGCCUUCCACUUCAGGAUCCUGGAGGACUUCCUUGACAUCUUCACAUCCCAGACAGACACGCUGGUGAGGCGGCUGCGGGCGCGGGCGGACGGGCGGGCAUUCGACGUCUUCCAUUACAUCACCCUGUGUGCGCUGGACAUCAUUUGCGAGACGGCGAUGGGGCGGCGCGUCAACGCCCAGGAGGAUUCCGAGUCGGCCUUCGUGAGGGCCAUCCACGACCUGUCUUCCCUGAUCCAGUUCCGGCAGUUCCGGCCGUGGCUGCAUCCCGACUUCGUAUUCCACCUCACCAGCCACGGCAGGAAGCACGACGCCUGCCUCAAGGUCAUCCACGACCUCGCCAAGCAGACGAUUUCCAUGAGGAGGAAGGCGCGGCGGGCGAAGGGCCUCGGGGCACAGAAGAAGGCCCAGGUGGAUGAGAUCGGCCAGAAGACCCGCCAGGCCUUCCUGGAUCUCCUUCUGGAGUAUUCCGAGAAGGACCCAACGAUCACCAACGAAGACAUCUUGGAGGAAGUGAACACCUUCAUGUUCGCUGGCCAUGACACCACCACCGCCGCCAUGAACUGGUUCCUGUAUGUCAUGGGCACGCACAGGGAGAUCCAGACUCGCGUACAAGAGGAGCUGGACGAGGUGUUCCAAGGCUCGGAUCGGCCGCCGACCAUGGCUGACCUGCGGGAGCUGAAGUACCUUGAGCUGUGCAUGAAGGAGUCCCUCAGGGUCUUCCCUUCCGUCCCCGCGAUCAUCAGGGAGAUCAAGGAGGAAAUUCAGAUUAACAACUACCGCAUCCCGGCCGGCACGUCCAUCGCAAUCCACGUGUACCGGAUCCACCGCGACCCGGAGCAGUUCCCGAACCCGGAGGUAUUCGAUCCGGACCGCUUCCUGCCCGAGAACUGCAACAAACGCCAUCCCUACGCGUACAUCCCCUUCAGCGCCGGACCCAGGAACUGCAUUGGUCAGAAAUUCGCGCAGUUGGAGAUGAAGGUCGUCCUGAGUUCCAUCCUGAGGAACUUCCGCGUGGAGAGUGACAUUCCGUGGAAAGAUAUGAAGGUCCUCGGGGAACUCAUCCUGCGUCCCAAGGAGGGGAAUCCCCUAAAGCUUCUUCCCAGGAAAUAGAUUUAGGUAUAUAAAGUUUUAUAACAUUUAGUUUUCUUUAAAAUAUGUAAGAAAAAAUUAUAUUAAAUGUCAAUAUAUAUGUUCAGUAUGUGUAACUUCUUCCUUACUGAAGGUACAUUGAGACUAUAUUCUCUAUACUACCAUCUAGCACGACUUACAUUCUCUUCAUAAAUAUUUUAUUCUCAGCAACUGUAAAAAUAAAACAAAUUACACUUUCCUGCAAA
Messenger RNA from Penaeus monodon (black tiger shrimp), 3791 nucleotides. RefSeq lists its product as uncharacterized. The record is from RefSeq and is a predicted model, not a curated record. Bases 157 to 3567 code for a protein of 1136 amino acids. NCBI's taxonomy places the organism in Eukaryota, Metazoa, Arthropoda, Malacostraca, Decapoda, Penaeidae. The transcript is spliced from 23 exons. Gene Ontology annotation, molecular function: oxidoreductase activity, acting on paired donors, with incorporation or reduction of molecular oxygen; heme binding; monooxygenase activity.